Molecule: messenger RNA, 513 nt
Organism: Suillus bovinus
Lineage: Eukaryota; Fungi; Basidiomycota; Agaricomycetes; Boletales; Suillaceae
Exons: 1
Coding region: 1-513 (170 amino acids)
Source: RefSeq, a predicted model, not a curated record
AUGAAGGGCACGUUCCAACUGCACGAAACCAGCCAGACGGAGCACGAGAUGUGUCAGUAUCUGGAGUGGGAGCUCCAUGUGGAUCCAGUGACAUUUAGGGAGUUUGAGGACAUGGUCAAGAAGUAUUUGGUAUGUCAACAACUUUACCCUUCUCACAUUCUUCCCUCAUCAUCCCAGACAACAACUCCUCCUACCACAAAUCCCUUCCUGCCUCCUCCAGCCACUUUGGCAUCUACACCUACAUAUGGUCAUUGUUAUCCUUCACUGCCAAAGCCUGAUUCCCCUCUGCCCAACUCUUCCUACAGCACACCACCCACAUUGUUAUCAUCAGCGGCAUCUCCUCCAACACCCCCAAGUAUGGAGGACUGCACGGCUCACAUCGUUUCAGCUUCCAGGUAUCCCAAAAUCCCCCACCCAGCUCUUCCUACAUCACACCACCCACAUUGCUGUCAUCAAUGGCAUCUCCUCCAACACCCCCAGGUAUUGAGGACUGUCCGGCUCACAUCAUUUUAG